AUGGAUCACCCAAAUGCUAGUUCUGAGAUUUUGAGAGAAUUCAUUGCUUUCGACUCUGAUUCUGAAGAUGAGUUGGAACAACUUUUUAAUGCCCGAGAGAAUGACGAUCAACAAGCUAAUGGGAGGAGACGAACUGGCCACCGUGGUUCCGUUCCCGGCCAUAGAAUUAUUCAACGCAAUCACAAUGACGGUCACUCCAGAUUGUGGAAUGACUAUUUCAAGCCAGAUCCUGUUUACCAUGAAGGUCUAUUCAGGAGAAGAUUUCGAAUGAGUCGAAAUCUUUUUCUCCACAUUGCAAAUGCUGUGGUCGCGAAUGAUACAUAUUUUACCCAGAGACGAAAUGCAGUUGGAGUUUUAGGGCUAUCUGCUCUUCAAAAGAUCACCGCAGCGCUUAGGAUCCUGGCAUACAGGAGUCCAGCAGAUACUUUGGACGAGUACAUACAGAUCGGCGAGAGUACUGCAAUUGCAAGUUUAAGAAGGUUUGUCAAAGGAGUUGUUACAGUAUUCGGAGAAAGGUACCUGAGGGCACCCGAUCAAAACGACGUUCAUCGUUUAUUAGCACAAAAUGAGGAACGUGGUUUUCCUGGUAUGCUUGGAAGUAUUGAUUGCAUGCACUGGCAAUGGAGGAAUUGCCCAACCGCUUGGCAAGGGAUGUACACCGGACAUUGUCGUUCGCCGACCAUUAUUUUGGAAGCUGUGGCAUCGCGUGAUCUGUGGAUUUGGCAUGCAUUUUUUGGAAUGCCAGGGUCUCUAAAUGAUAUCAAUGUGCUACAAAGAUCUCCUGUAUUUGGCGCACUAGCUAAUGGUCGUGCGCCCGAAGCAAAUUACACGAUUAAUGGUCAUCAAUACAAUAUGGGAUAUUAUCUCGCAGAUGGCAUAUAUCCUCGUUGGUCUACAUUUGUGAAAACAAUUCCAUGCCCACAAUGCCCAAAACGGAAACACUUUGCCAAAAUGCAAGAAGCUGCUCGGAAGGAUGUAGAGCGUGCUUUUGGGGUCUUACAAGCUCGUUUUGCCAUAACACGUGGAUCUGCAAGAUUUUGGGACGUCGAUACGCUUGACGAUAUUAUGACAGCUUGCAUAAUAUUACAUAAUAUGAUCGUUGAGGAAAACGGGGGCUCUGACCACAUAGACUUCGAUGGACUCACAACUCCACCAACAAUGUCACAUACUCAAACUGCUGAGUUUCGAAGUUUCAUCCAAACACAUCGUCAAAUUAGAGAUUCUUCAACCCAUUCCCAGUUGCAAGAUGACCUUGUAGAGCACUUAUGGGCUCGCUUAGGGUCAUCCGAUUGA
This is a messenger RNA of Tripterygium wilfordii, 1293 nucleotides long. Its product is annotated as putative nuclease HARBI1. The transcript has a single exon. NCBI's taxonomy places the organism in Eukaryota, Viridiplantae, Streptophyta, Magnoliopsida, Celastrales, Celastraceae. The coding region runs from base 1 to 1293 and encodes 430 amino acids. The record is from RefSeq and is a predicted model, not a curated record.